AUGUCUCAUCGUCCUCCACGCGUGGAGGUGAACCGGGCUAAUGGUCAUUCUUCCCAGCAAAACUCAUCCCCCGGAACAGUCCAUGCAGCACGUGUUGCAGAAUACCGCCGCGUUUACCAGUCCUUCCACAUCCACUAUCGAGUCAGCAUGAGCACUUCUCUACCGUCGGGGGCGAUGGGCUGGCCAAACUCGGAAGGCAGCGUGAGCAGCAAGGACCCUGGAAUGGUACUGUAUGGAAGGAUUCGGAUGCUAAAAGGUGCCAACCUGGAAGCGACCAAGAACGAGAUCGACUGGCUGCGAGCAAGACUUGGGCCUCUAAGUAGUGUGGAUCAUUCUCGCAACCGGCGUGCAAAGGCCGCAAUGAUUGAAGUGGGCAACAUGUGGCGGAACAAGUGUCGUCAUGUGUUCGACGCAAGUCCGGAGUCUAUGGUGCCUACGCCAGCGGAACUACAGAAAGACAUUAACAAGAUCUGGGUGGAGAUGUACAGUAUCAUGACGGACGUUAUGUUGCUAGAACAGAUGUUCAAAAAACCUUGA
Messenger RNA from Pyricularia grisea, 537 nucleotides. RefSeq lists its product as uncharacterized. The record is from RefSeq and is a predicted model, not a curated record. The transcript has a single exon. Bases 1 to 537 code for a protein of 178 amino acids. Lineage: Eukaryota; Fungi; Ascomycota; Sordariomycetes; Magnaporthales; Pyriculariaceae.